UAACUUUGAGGCCUAUCUUGCUUUUGCCUUUUUUACAAAGAUAAUAAUACCAAGGCAUCCGAAGAAGAAUUUGCAGAUAUAAAGAAGCUGAUAGGCAGCUUAUUCUAUGGACAUAAAUGAAAUGGCAGCAACAGCGAGUGUUCUUUCCACUCUAAUUUCUGCUCAUUCGACUCCUUCCUUUUUUGUUGCUUUCUCAUCUUUUCCAUUAUCCGGUAACAACCACCGCACCGGCGGCAUUACGAUUAGGAGGCAAUUGCCUUGCUUACGUCUUGGAACACCGGCGACCAACGGUGGUGCCCGUGUGUUGGCGUGUCUUCCAUCUCCGUCAUCUUCUGCUUCCCUUCCCCAAACCCCUAAAACCAGGCUCUACAUCAGUGGGCUAUCUUUUCGUACCACUGAAGAGAGUUUACGAAAUGCUUUUGAAAAUUAUGGCCAACUGGUUGAAGUCAAUCUGGUGAUGGAUAAAAUAGCAAAUAGACCCAGAGGGUUUGCUUUCCUCCGUUAUGCAACUGAGGAGGAAUCUCAGAAAGCUAUUGAGGGAAUGCAUGGCAAGUUUUUGGAUGGCAGGGUAAUAUUCGUGGAAUUUGCAAAAUCUAGAACAGAGCUUCGACAAGGCCUUAAGAAUAGACGACUUUGAGGAGAUCGUUUUGUAGCUUCACCAAGGCCUUGAGCACAGCCAAUUUUUUGAAGAGAGCAACAUUAGUAGUAGCUUCCUUCCUUGUGCAUUUAAGCUGUUCGAUCCCUUGAAGAAGUUCCCUUGGCCAACCUCCAUCUUCCUUGUAGCAUCAUCUAUGAUGAAACGAAUCUAUAUGCUCUCAAAACAUCACAGAAUCUGUCUGCCCCGGACAAAUUAACUCUGUAAGUUAAUUCAAGUGCAGCUAAUUUGUUUUUCAAACAUGAAUCAGUGGCUUCAUGUUGUUGACUUAGGUAGAUUUCUCUUAAGAACUGUUCCUCUUCAGCUAGACUGUUGGUUCCACGUAGCAUUCGGAAGUGCAAACUUUAAUAGAGCCAACAAAUCCAAAAAUUAGACAAAAUCAGAUUAUCUUUUUUA
Messenger RNA from Hevea brasiliensis (rubber tree), 1051 nucleotides. RefSeq names its product organelle RRM domain-containing protein 6, chloroplastic. Gene Ontology annotation, cellular component: chloroplast. The transcript is spliced from 5 exons. The record is from RefSeq and is a predicted model, not a curated record. Gene Ontology annotation, molecular function: RNA binding. Gene Ontology annotation, biological process: cytidine to uridine editing; chloroplast mRNA modification. Bases 107 to 637 code for a protein of 176 amino acids. NCBI's taxonomy places the organism in Eukaryota, Viridiplantae, Streptophyta, Magnoliopsida, Malpighiales, Euphorbiaceae.